AUGGUUGCAGAAAUACUCAGGUUUUUGAUGCGUUUCUCACGGUCACUGUUUUCGUUUUCUUACAAAAGAUGGAACGAACAGGCUACAGAAUUUCUCCAAACGAAAGCUGGUAGACGGUUACGGAUAGGGCUGCUUGCUGGUACUAUUGUAGCGUAUCCCAUUGCUACAUUGCUCACAAAUGGUCCGCUUGUCAAUUUCACUUUCCCACGUAGAUUUGCAGUAGAGGAUCUCCCACCUAGGCUGAAGAAGAUUGCCGAGGAGGAGUAUGCUCGUUUUCUUGAUAAUGAAGCUCGUAUACCGAAAGACGCAGUAGUUACGCAGCACAUCGGGAAGAACAUAAGUGACUACGAAACGGUUGCUGCUGGCUCGCUCGGAGUUCGUACGGGUCUGCAUGUUGCCGUGCCAUUCCAUGCUCGCUUCAAAAAUGCGGAAGAGGCAUUAGACUACUUCAGAACCCACAACAUCGAUCUUCUCGACUACCUUGGUGUAAAAGUGCCCAUAGAUUGGGACAGUCCAUUAGGAAAAGAUCUAGCUGCUUCUUAUGGUUUGUCGGAUAACGCUCUUCGCUUCAUGUUUUUGCGAGACUUGCAUGCGUAUGACGGAUAUGCCUCAUUAGCUCAACGAGCCAUAUCUUGGACAACAUGGACUUCAUUUACGAGCAUUUUUACGUACUGGCUACAUAGUUCCGCGAAAAUUGGUGGGGGAACUGCCACGUCAUUUCUCGUCAUCUAUUCGUUGUUCGUCGCUGCCGCUUGGUUUUCCAAUAAACAAUGGUACUAUCUGUAUAGGUAUAUAACUGAUGUUCACGCUGAUAGUGUCGCUGCAAGAACAUCGUUUGAUCAUUGCGAAGGUGGAAAAGAAUUAUACUGGAAGCAGUUGAAACGAAAUAGGCUCAUUCGAGACCUUUGUCCCGAAGUGAGACCAAAGAUAACACCCUCCGGUGACAUUCGAGGAUUGCCUACCUCUAUAAUCGUAAGAUAUGAUCACUUGAAGGAUCUAAAUGCAGAAGAUGAUGAGCUGAAGGAAGUUAUUGGUGGAGAUGACUAA
Messenger RNA from Cylicocyclus nassatus, 1047 nucleotides. The record is from the annotation of a GenBank genome assembly. Lineage: Eukaryota; Metazoa; Nematoda; Chromadorea; Rhabditida; Strongylidae.